Blepharisma stoltei is the source of this 912-nucleotide messenger RNA. The record is from the annotation of a GenBank genome assembly. NCBI's taxonomy places the organism in Eukaryota, Ciliophora, Heterotrichea, Heterotrichida, Blepharismidae.
AUGAGUACUUUCACGUUUGGUAACGAUAUUCGCCGUUUUCACCGAAUUCAACUUCUCGGUAAAGGUGCCUACGGCAAAGUCUACAAGGCUCGAGAUUCUCUCAACAAUACAUUUGUCGCCCUAAAGAAAUCUUUAAUCAGCAUGGAUGAAGAAGGCAUUCCAACCAGCACUAUGCGAGAAAUCUGCCUUCUCCGCCAGCUUUCCCAUCCUGGAGUUGUCUCUCUCUUAGACGUAAUUAUGACAGACAGUAGCCUAUACCUUAUUUUUGAGCUUCUUGAUCAAGACCUCGGAACAUUUCUUUCUUCACUCGACAAUUUGCUUUCAGAAGAACAAGCAAAGCGCUUUCUAUUGCAAAUUCUUAAAGCCCUUUACUUCUGUCACUCCCGUCGUAUAAUUCACCGUGACUUGAAGCCUCAAAAUUUGCUGCUUGACGCUAAUUUAAAUAUAAAACUAGCUGAUUUUGGGCUUUCCAGGAUUUUUCAGAUCCCAAUGAGACCAUCUACGACAUCAGUCCAAACGUUAUGAUACCGGGCCCCUGAAAUAUUAUUGGGGUGUACUACAUAUACAACAGCUAUUGAUAUAUGGUCUAUUGGAUGUAUUUUUGCUGAAAUGGUAGCUGGAGUCCCACUCUUUCCCGGAACAAGUGAACAUAAUCAACUUUAUGCGAUUUUUAGAAUUAUGGGGACUCCUAAUGAAGAAAAUUGAAGUGGAGUUGGAAGUUUGCCGAGGUAUUCGACAGACUUUCCAAAAUGGUCAACAAUUUUAAUGAAAAAUUUGUUUCCUAGAAUUGCGCCAGAAGGGCAAGAUUUACUUGAAAAAAUGCUAUCAAUGGAUCCAAAUAAAAGAAUUUCUGCUUAUGACUGCUUGCAACAUGUAAUUUUUAUAUAGCCAUACUUCCAGGGAAUGAAUUAA